AGUGGAAGUGCUGGACUGCUGGCACCAUGGCACCCAAAAAGAAAGGGAAGAAGGGGAAAGCCAAAGGGACCGCGAUUGUUGAUGGCGUCGCACCAGAGGACAUGACCAAGGAGCAGGUGGAGGAACAUGUCGCCCGCAUCCGGGAGGAGCUGGACAGGGAGAGAGAGGAGCGUAACUACUUCCAGCUGGAGCGCGACAAGAUCCACACCUUCUGGGAGAUCACGCGGAGGCAGCUGGAGGAGAAGAAGGCUGAGCUGCGCAACAAAGACCGGGAGAUGGAGGAGGCCGAGGAGAGGCACCAGGUGGAGAUCAAGGUGGACAGGGGCACCCCUCCCCCGCUCUGCAGGUAUACAAGCAGAAGGUGAAGCACCUGCUGUACGAGCACCAGAACAACUUGGCUGAGGUGAAGGCUGAGGGCACCGUGGUCAUGAAGCUGGCCCAGAAGGAGCACCGCACCCAGGAGGGCGCUCUGCGCAAGGACAUGCGGGUGCUGAAGGUGGAGCUCAAGGAGCAGGAGCUGGCUAACGAGGUGGUCAUAAAGAACCUGUGCCUGAAACAAGCCGAGGAGAUCACCAAGAUGCGAAAUGACUUUGAAAGAAAUUGAGGCCAAGUAUGAUAAGAAGAUGAAGAUGCUUAGAGACGAACUUGACCUGCGGAGGAAGACUGAGAUCCAUGAGGUAGAGGAGAGGAAAAACGGCCAGAUCAGCACUCUGAUGCAGCGCCACGAGGAGGCCUUCACGGACAUCAAGAACUACUACAACGACAUCACUCUCAACAACCUGGCCCUCAUCAACUCCCUCAAGGAGCAGAUGGAGGACAUGCGUAAGAAGGAGGAACACAUGGAGAGGGAGAUGGCGGAGGUGACUCUGCAGAACCGGCGGCUGGCCGACCCGCUGCAGAAAGCCAAGGACGAGAUGAACGAGAUGCAGAAGAGACUGGGGAACCACGAGAGGGACAAGCAGAUUCUGGUCUGUACAAAGGCACGUUUGAAGGUGGCUGAGAGGGAGCUAAAGGACCUGAAAUGGGAACAUGAGGUCCUGGAGCAGAGGUUCAUCAAGGUGCAGCAGGAGAGGGAAGAGCUCUAUCGGAAGUUUGCAGACGCCAUCCAGGAGGUGCAGCAGAAGACGGGCUUCAAGAACCUGCUGCUGGAGCGGAAGCUGCAGGCCCUGAACGCUGCUGUGGAGAAGAGAGAGGUUCAGUUCAAUGAGGUGCUGGCCGCCUCCAACCUGGACCCCACAGCAUUAACGCUUGUGUCCCGCAAACUUGAGGAUGUUCUAGAAUCGAAGAAUACCACCAUCAAGGACUUACAGUAUGAGCUGGCCCGGGUCUGCAAGGUGAGGCUAAUCCCCCCAUCCGCAGGGCUCCACCUUCUCCUCCCUCAGAGCUGUGCCCUGUGCCCAGCUUCACCUGAUGAACAUUACAGACAAAGGGUCCCCGGGAUCUUACUCAGGAGGUAGGUGUGGUAAUCCCCAUGUGAUGUGCACUCAUAGCCUUAUGGCCUGAGAGUGGCCUUGUCCAGGCUGUGCUGCUACACACGUGGGGCUCUGUCUCCUGUCUCUCUCUCCCUCCCCUAUCCCCUCAGGCAUAGGAAGAGCCUCUCUGGUCUUCCAGAUUAAAGCCCACUGCCUUCAGUGGGGGCAAUUCGGGCUCUCACCUUUUCUGAUACCUUUGUGAAUCUAAAAUAUCUCUAUACCCUUCUAUGCCGAUCAUGUGUAUCCGUAGACUCCUGCUGGACCCUGGCUGCCAUCUGUCCCAUGUACCUGAGAGAGGCCUGGGUUCUGCAUCCAGAUGCUUUUUUUGUUUGUUUGUUUGGUUUUUUGGGUUUUUUUUUGUUUUUCGAGACAGGGUUUCUCUGUGUAGCCCUGGCUGUCCUGGAACUCACUUUGUAGACCAGGCCCGAGUGCUGGGAUUAAAGGCGUGCGCCACCACGCCCAGCGCUUUUUUUUUUUUAAGGUUUAUUUAUUUAUUAUAUGUAAGUACACUGUAGGUGUCCUCAGAUACUCCAGAAGAGGGCAUCAGAUUUCGUUACGGAUGGUUGUGAGCCACCAUGUGGUUGCUGGGACCUUUGGAAGAGCAGUUGGCGCUCUGAACCACUGAGCCAUCUCGCCAGCCCCCAGAUGCUCUUAAGGGACUGCUCUGUCUUUUCCUUUGCCAAGGAUAGACCCACAGCAGCCACCACACAGGUCAUAUCCUUAGUCCUGUGGGGGCAGGCAUUGAAUUCCUGGUCAGUUGUUCGGGGCCUUGUCCCGACACUCGUGCUGUCCUGUCUGAUUUUUAACCCUAGAUAGAGGCAGGCAAUGUCUGUUCCCACGGCCCAGGCUCUGCACUGCACCAGCUGCCCUGGCUCCCCAGCCCUCCCUGUAGCCCAGGCUAGAGCUUUCUUUAUCAUACCCGCUCCUCAGCUGACACGCUCUGAGCAAAGUUAGGGUUGUCUGCUGGGUGUACAGCUCUUGGGGGCCAAGGUCUGAGCUGAGAGGGGUUAUGGUAGCCAGGGCCCAGCCUCCAAGACUCCCACUGUAGCUCAUCCUUACUUGCCCCUUGUCUCUGUUCUCAAGCCCUGCUUCUCUUCCCUGAACCACUGAGGAUAACGAACCCUUUUCUUCUUUUCUGGGUUGGUUGGUUGUUUUUGGGUCAGGGUUUCUCUGAGUAGCCCUGGCUGUCCUGGAACUCCCUCUGUAGGUAAGGCUGGCCUUGAACUCAAGAGAUCCACCUGCUUCUGCCUCCCAGGUGCUGAGAUCAAGGGCAUGCACCACCACCUCCUCCUGGCCCUUUUCUCUGAUUUUGUUUGAGACACACAGAUCCACUGCAUAGCCCUGGCUGGCUUGGAACUCACAGAUAGCUGUCCAUCUCUGUACUGGGAUUAAAGGUGUAAAGCUCUUGUGAACAUUUGGCUCCCAGCACUUGUCAUUGCACUCAGUUCUUAACACUGAUGAGCCUAGAGGCAGGAGGACCCCCUCUCAGACAGACAGACAGACAGAGCCCAAGUCCUCACCGCUCCCUGAUGAAAGUUUCCCAGUACAAAAUGUGCAGUAGGGGUUGGUGAAAUCAGUGGAGUUCGGUUCUCAGCAUCACAUGGGGAAGGCUCACAGAUGCCUGUGACUUCUGCACCAAGGAGUCAGACUUUGUCUUCUGGCCUUCUUGGGCAUCUGCACAUAUGCACGCCUUCUCAUACAUAUGUGUAGUAACCGUACCAAAUACUAGACAUACGGGGUGUGGUAGCAUGCCGCUUUAAUCCCACCACUCAAGAGACAAAGCAGGUGGAUCGUGGUAAAUUCUAGGCCAGCCUGGUGUAGUUCCAGGCCAUCAAGGAGAUCUGCAUAAAGAGGAAAAACAGCCAUUGUGCAAGGUGUCUGGUGUACACUUGUAAUCUUACUGCUCACCUGACUGAGACAGCAGACUUUUUUAAUUAAAAACUUUCUCAUACAAUAUAUUUUGAUCAUGUUUUUAACUUUCCUGCAACUCUUCCCAGAUCCCCCACCUCUGACCUAGCUGUAUGCUUGCUCUUUAUCUUUCUCUCUCUUUCUCUUUCUGUUUCUCUUAAAAACAAAACAAUACAAACAGGUUAAGAAGCUGAUAAGACAAAUCAACACCAAAGUAAGACUAAAUGCAACAGCAAGUCCACAAAACCAAAGAAGGAAUGCUUCCCGGUGGUCAACCUCUCCUGGGCACAGGACCAGCCCUGGGGAACGGUUCUGUCCCAGUGACACUGCACGGGGAAAACUGACUUUCCUUUGAAGCAGUGAGAUUUUGAGUGUGAGGCCAUUCUGGAGAAACAUCAAGUUCUAGCUAGCAUGAGCUACAUAAGUCGAACUAGCCUGGGGUAUAUAGUCUAGCUAGCCUAAGCUACAUAGUGGAGCCUUUUCCUAGAUAACAAUAAAACCAAAACACCAAAAACCAAAACAAAAUUAUCAAAGAACUCCCUCAAAGGAAGUCACAUCUUUUUUGGACCACCACCAUUUCAGGGUGCUCUGUCUCCUGCCCCCACCCCACACACUGUCUCUGCAGAGUCACUGGGGAGUUAGAGGGCGCUGUGCUCUAGGGGCAGGGAAGAGAUGUCAUUCUGCCUUGGUAGGGCAGAGGGAGACCCUUAGGAAGUAAUCGGUAAGGGGUCAGGCGUCCCCCAAGCUCCAGUUCUGCCACACCCCCACCCUCUAGUCUGUCUUUAUUGUGAGUGUGUGAAUUACUGACUUACUCCCCUUAUCACAGCCCUAGAUGGAACAACAGACCACUGACAAAUCCUCAUUACAGUUCUGUGUACCCACUCUACCCCCUCCAGCAAUAGUGCCCCUGUCUGGUGCACCACAGCCCCUCUGCUGCGCCACAGCAAGGUGGCAGCGGUUCCCAGGCCCUGGUGGAUGCCUGUUGCUGACACUGCUCUGUCCUUUCAGGCCCACAAUGACCUGCUGCGUACAUAUGAGGCGAAGUUACUGGCCUUCGGGAUCCCCCUGGACAAUGUGGGGUUCAAGCCCCUGGAGACAGCAGUGAUUGGACAGACACUGGGACAGGGCCCUGCAGGACUUGUGGGUGCCCCUACAUAGCCAUCUUCUCAGCCUUCAACCUUUACAGCCUUCCCCUCUGUCCAAGUAAUACCUCUAUGCCCAACACAGGCAAGGGUUUGUUUUCUAGACUUACCCGUCAGCAAUGAAAGUUUCCCACAUUUACUUUAUAUUC
Mus musculus (house mouse) is the source of this 4671-nucleotide messenger RNA. RefSeq names its product growth arrest specific 8 (gene Drc4). Bases 585 to 1457 code for a protein of 290 amino acids. Gene Ontology annotation, cellular component: plasma membrane; cytoskeleton; Golgi apparatus. The record is from RefSeq and is a predicted model, not a curated record. Gene Ontology annotation, biological process: cilium movement involved in cell motility; axoneme assembly; positive regulation of protein localization to cilium. The transcript is spliced from 10 exons. Lineage: Eukaryota; Metazoa; Chordata; Mammalia; Rodentia; Muridae. Gene Ontology annotation, molecular function: small GTPase binding; microtubule binding.